AUGGUCGGUCCUGAAGCGCCAGGCUAUAUCGAUGUACCACAGUCAAUUCAACCAGAUCUACCCCGUCGACCACAGGUCAAAGGCACUCUACCUGUCCCUAGAGAGCUGUUUCCAUCCCGCCGACCAGAUAAACCUACCGAAUCAUACAUCGCCGAUGCUACACCACUGCCGUCUAGCGACACUCCAAAGGUCGCACCAGGCCAUCCCCAGUAUGAACAGCUCGAAUGGAGGCGGAAAAUGGCUGGUGUUAGGAGGAAGCAUUUGCGUGAAGGUCUUCUAGAGCUUCAUGAACGCAAGAAAUCUGCUCACCAGAGAAUGGUUGCGCGAAGCAAUGCCAAAGAGAAGCGUCGAACUCAGAUCCUCAAUCAACCAGAGCGAGAUGAUGACCGACUCACAGCCUCGACCACUGUUUCGGCGAUGAAACCUUUAAAAUGCAAAGUACUCCCAAAUCCAGGCGCAGAAGAACGGUUGGCCCGAUCUAUGGCAAAAGUCAAGGAGAUUCAGGAGGCUCGGCGUCACGACGUGGUGAACUCGAUUCACGAGCUUUAUUUGAAUGCGCAGCAGUUUAUCAUCAACGAAGAGCAACUUAACGCCGAGAUCGAUCGUGUAUUCCCUAUUGACAACAACCCUGACUGGGCUAACGGACGCCGCACUGGAGAGAACAUCUGGAACUUGGGACCUCCACCUACAAUGGCUGUCCUAGGUAACCAGACGAAGGACGAACUGACUAAAUGGGAGACUGUACAACGGCGAACCAAGAGGCUUGCUGAGGAACUUACUGGAAGCAAGAUAUGA
Messenger RNA from Trichophyton benhamiae CBS 112371, 795 nucleotides. RefSeq lists its product as uncharacterized. The coding region runs from base 1 to 795 and encodes 264 amino acids. The transcript has a single exon. The record is from RefSeq and is a predicted model, not a curated record. NCBI's taxonomy places the organism in Eukaryota, Fungi, Ascomycota, Eurotiomycetes, Onygenales, Arthrodermataceae.